Messenger RNA from Boeremia exigua, 1715 nucleotides. Its product is annotated as S-adenosyl-L-methionine-dependent methyltransferase. Lineage: Eukaryota; Fungi; Ascomycota; Dothideomycetes; Pleosporales; Didymellaceae. Gene Ontology annotation, cellular component: mitochondrion. The record is from RefSeq and is a predicted model, not a curated record. Bases 38 to 1528 code for a protein of 496 amino acids. The transcript has 2 exons. Gene Ontology annotation, molecular function: protein-arginine omega-N symmetric methyltransferase activity.
CACCACAGUCGCGCCAGCUGGACGACUCGCUCGGCCAAUGGAUUCGCCGCUGGCCACGCAACUCUUCCGCCAGCUCUUCUCGCACCGGGCCGCGCGAUGUCUGGCCCGCGGAGCGCGACCGGCGCUCACGACCGCGCGCGCUCCGCAGCAGCAGCGCCGCGGGAAGGCGUCGCGGCUGGGGGAGGGCGAGACGAGCCGCGAGAGCCGCUGGACGCCGCGCACGACGGCAUUCCCGCAGGAGCGGACGGAGGAGUUUGAGCGGUACCCGAUGGUCACGUCGGACAUGCUGCGCAGUCGGCGCGAGCGGCCACGGCGGGUGCGCAUGCUGAUGCGCGACUUCAUCGAGGACAGCCUCUACAACCCCAGCUACGGCUACUUCUCCAAGCAGGUCGUCAUCUUCUCGCCCGGCGACCCCUUCGACUUCAACGCCAUGAAGUCGGAGCACGACUUCUUCCAGGAGCUGCGCCACCGCUACACCGACUUCGAGGACGUGCUCGACCUGCAGGAGCACAACGACCUCCGCCAGCUGUGGCACACGCCGACUGAGCUGUUCUCGCCGUACUAUGGAGAAGCCCUGGCGCGGUACCUGGUCGAGGACUACAAGUACAACUUCUUCCCGUACCAGGACCUGAUCAUCUACGAGAUGGGCGCCGGCAACGGCACCAUGAUGCUGAACAUCCUGGACUACAUCCGCGACGUGCACCCCGACGUCUACGAGCGCACCAAGUACCGCAUCAUCGAGAUCUCCAGCCAGCUCGCCAACCUGCAGCAGAAGGGGCUGGGCCACUCGGCCUACGCCCGCGGCCACGCCGACAAGGUCGAGAUUGUCAACCGCUCCAUCUUCGACUGGAACCAGUACGUCUCGUCGCCGUGCUACUUCCUCGCCCUCGAGGUCUUCGACAACUUCGCCCACGACGCCCUGAAAUACGACCACGACACCGGCACCCCCUACCAGUCGCACGUCGUCAUCGACCCGCGCGGCGAGCUGUUCGAGUCGUACUCGCGCACCCUCGACCCCGUCGCGACCCAGUUCCUCGCCCGCCGCCACGCCGCGUGUGAGUCGUAUCCGCACCCGCUGCAGGGCUCGCGCGCGCUGCAGUCUCUCAAGAGCCUCAAUCCCUUCCGCACCAACCUCAGCACCCCGGAGUACAUCCCCACACGCCUGAUGCAGUUCUUCCACAUCCUGGCCUCCAAGUUCCCCAACCACAAGCUCGUGUCCUCGGACUUCCACAAGCUGCCCGAGGCCGUCGUCGGGCUCAAUGCGCCCGUCGUGCAGACCCGGUACAAGCGCCGCAUGAUCCCCGUGUCGACGCCGCUGGUCCACCAAGGCUACUUCGACAUCCUCUUCCCCACCGACUUCACCGUCAUGCACCCCAUGUACACCGCCAUCACCGGCAAGUUCGCACGCACCUACUCGCACGAGGACUUCAUGGCCGGCCGCGCGGAUAUCGCGGAGACGAGCACGAAGAACGGGGAUAACCCCCUCGUUACCUGGUAUCAGAAUGCGAGUGUCAUGAUUACCAUGUGAGGGGGAUUGGCAUGUGAGAGGACACUAAAACGGGAGAGUGCCGUGGGAUGAGAGAUAGACGGUCUGUAGAUCCAAUACCCUGCGCACGAGCGCCGAGAAGUACCUCUAGUUGCGAUGCAAAUAAGACGGGAUGCGUACGUGCACGUGGUGACUGCGUCGCGCCGUUGCGCUAGACAUAUCGGGUAUU